Molecule: messenger RNA, 1455 nt
Organism: Fonsecaea multimorphosa CBS 102226
Lineage: Eukaryota; Fungi; Ascomycota; Eurotiomycetes; Chaetothyriales; Herpotrichiellaceae
Exons: 1
Coding region: 1-1455 (484 amino acids)
Source: RefSeq, a predicted model, not a curated record
AUGAGUCGUCCUGCUUCAAUCUUGACCUUCUCGAUUCUCAUCUGUGUCUCUGUCCUCAUUGUCCCACCCUCCGCUGCCCGGCCACACUCCAUCUGGGACAUCAGCAUCGACGAAAGCCCUGCCCCUCCGCCAGACCAAGGCCCUCCGCUCUCCGCUGGUGCCCUGCGAGACAAGUCCAAACUCAAAUACGAGAUCAUUGGCAUAGUCGGCGCCUACCUGGUUUGGUUGAUCGGCACUGUUGUGCUGCUUUUCCUUGUCGGCAAGAAGCUGCGCCGUAGAGUCCAAACCUCGAACCGCAGUCUCAGCAUGGAGAUCGUCAAGCCUGCUCCAUUGGCCGAUCAGUCCAAGAUGGCUGUCGAACCGCCUUUAAAGAGCCCCGGCAAGAUGGCCAGCCUCAGGUCCUGGGCCACGGGCAAGUCCCAUUCCCACAAACAGUCGAGCAUCAGUGUUUCGUCCACCAUCGACGAAAAGAUCAUUGAAGCAGACAAGGCAAGGAACAAGGAUGAAAUGGCAAGGCUUUAUGCUGCUGUCAUGGCACAUGACGAAGAAAAAGCCAGGAGCAGUGGGCAAACGUCGCCUCGCACGCCCACUUAUCCACCCCAGUACAAUGCUCCGCCUACGCCUCGGUCACCUUACCAUCUCCCACCGACUCCAAGGUCACCUUACUACCAGCCCAAUCUCAACCUCAACGGGCCGGCCUCGCCGAGGUCGCCGCGGUAUCCUCCAGAGUUUCAGCAUCUGCGACAUCCCGAGACCGAAGCCCAAAGUCAGGUGGUUCCACCGGUUGGACACGCACUGAUUCACCCUCUUGCGCCAACUCCCGCCGACGAUGUGUCCUCGAUGAGGACAGCGUCACAGACCAGCAGCCGGAAGAAGGUGUCUCCUUUGUCCUUCAUCUCGGGCCGAAGUGACUCGGCUGAUCAAACGAGAAAGCGCUCGACCAAUAUCUCCGUUCGAGGGCAACCCAUCUCGCAACCAAUAGGCUCGGCCACGCUCACGGACGCCUCGAUCUACUCCGAAGACGCUCUCUCUUCCCCUCGCAUCUACAACCCGGGCCCAGCUCCACCCACGCCGGGCCAAAAGUCCGCCGUGACCGUGGUCGAGGAGGUUGAAAAGAAAGGUCCCCCAGCGCCCCUGUCUCUUCGCAGUGCUGCAGCGUCCAACAGCUCCAACAGCCUCCCCUUCCGUCAAUUCUACAACGACGCCCUCAAGAGCGCGCCUGCAACCAAGACCACUUUCGUGGACCGCCGCGAGAGUAUUCUGGGCGUGCACCCCAAGACGGGAGUGCCUCAGACCCCGUAUUCUCCCUACAUGCCCUACACGCCCAUGACGCCAGUGACGCCCCGCACGCUCAUGACCAGGAAGGAGAUGAAGAAGAACAGGAAGAAGGAAGGCUUGAAGGUGCUGACCGAGGACGACAUGGUGCUCUCCGAUGAGGACUUGUGGUCAACUUAG